This is a messenger RNA of Tetrahymena thermophila SB210, 1041 nucleotides long. RefSeq names its product delta-6 fatty acid desaturase. The transcript has a single exon. Gene Ontology annotation, molecular function: oxidoreductase activity, acting on paired donors, with oxidation of a pair of donors resulting in the reduction of molecular oxygen to two molecules of water. Gene Ontology annotation, biological process: lipid metabolic process. The record is from RefSeq and is a predicted model, not a curated record. Gene Ontology annotation, cellular component: membrane. NCBI's taxonomy places the organism in Eukaryota, Ciliophora, Oligohymenophorea, Hymenostomatida, Tetrahymenidae.
AUGACUCCUUCCAUUUCUAAAACUCCUAAAGAAGAUGUUUCAUAACAAGAAACUUCUUAAGAAUUUAAGUUCAUUUACAAGGACACAGAGUACGACUGCACAGAAUAUGCUUAGAAGCAUCCUGGUGGUCUUCAUUUCUUCGAAAAGAUGAAAGAUGAGAAGAGUGAUAUUACUGAAUACUUCCGUACUUUGCACAGCAAGAAGGCUCUCAAGAUCUUAAAGAGCUUCCCUAAGACAUAAACUAACCUUCUUGAAUCUAAAGACUCCUAAUUAUUCACAACUAUCAAGCGUAAAGUAAAACAUCUUUUUGAACCUCACUGGCCAAUUGAGAUGACUAUAUUACUUGUUUCUUUUUCAGUAUUUUUAUUGGGUGCCUUCACUAGCAAUCCUCUUCUUGGAAUCGUCCUCAUUGGUAUCAACUAAAACUUAGCUGGUUGGAUUGGACACUCUUAAAAUCACAACAGAAACCCUAUUUUAUAUAAAAUUGGUACUAUCUAUGGAGGUAUCGUAGCUGGUUUAAGUUCUAAGUGGUGGAACCGUAAACAUAAUUUGCAUCAUAUGUUCACUAAUAACAUUUCAAAGGAUGAAGAUAUUUAACAUAGCUACAACCGUUGGCUCUUCCCACUUCUUUUCCCUAAAUGGAAAUUUGAUUCUCUAGUUGCUGAAAUUGGCUAUAAGGAGUUUGCUUAUUUGGCUAUCCACUGGGCUAUUAUAACUUAAUAAACAUGGUGGGUUGUUUUAAUUGGUCAUUUAAUUGCUGGUUUCUUAACCGCAGUUGUUUUAGUAGGUAACCAUGAAAGAGAGACUAUAUUCGAGAAGAGAGUUGACCUUCCUUUCUUAUAACACUAAAUUACUGCAACCACUAAUUAUGACUACAAGAGCGUUAUCUCCAUGAUUUUCAUGGGAGGAAUGUAAUACCAAACCGAACACCACUUCUUCCCUCAAAUUCCUUUCUACUAUCUCCCUAAGGCCUCUGAAAUCAUUAAUAAUGAAUUGAAGAAGCACAACUUAGUCAUCAAGUAUAGCCCCAUCUGGUAAUGA